AAAUAAAAAAAAAUUAUGAAAAACAGCUAAUAUACUUAACGAUUUUUGGGGUCAAGUAUUAAGGAAUUACGAGAUCCAGGAACGGAAUUUUCCGAUAUUAAAUAAUAUAGAUCUAGACAAAAAUUUUGAAGAUGGCGAACUUGGGAACUAAUAUAUCAGAGGUGUACGAAGAUGGCAUCGACCUGAAAGUCUUGUACCCAGGGGAAUCAGAGACUGUGUUGAAGAAAGUGCCCAUCACAGAUAGGGACGGGGUUGAUAUCACCGUGUUCAAGGUGAAAAGUUUUCUCCUGGCUAUCAGAAGUCUACGAAACCCCGAGGCCCACCGUCUGUUCUGGAUCCAGGGCAAGGAGAGGACGGAGCUGGACGACAGCUGCUUGAUGACGUCAUACCUGCAAGGGGAGGAUGGCACCCUGGAACUUUACAGAAUACCUGAAUAAUUUUUAAUAAUUACCUCUUUAAUUAACUCACAUUUGGUUUAUUUUUACAUGGAACAAAGAAAUUUGUUUAUCGAAGUUUUGUCUAGUUUUUUUUUUUUUUUUUUUUUUUUGUGUUUGGAUAAAAUUGUCUCACAACUGUCUAGUUUUUGUUGAUUACAUAUCAAAUAGCUAUAUUUUGUAAUAUUUUAAAGUGAAUACAAGUCUAAUAUUUUUUUAAUAAAUAAGUUUUUCAAUCCUGUAAUCGAUUACCAGAUAAAAAUCUAAUCGAAUA
This is a messenger RNA of Physella acuta, 708 nucleotides long. RefSeq lists its product as uncharacterized. Lineage: Eukaryota; Metazoa; Mollusca; Gastropoda; Physidae. The record is from RefSeq and is a predicted model, not a curated record.